GGAGUAUCGAACAAGCUUUAAUAAUAAUGAGAAAUGCAGGUUUAAUCGGUACAUCGUCUCCCACUCUCUCCCGCGCUGAGCGAUGUGCAACUAUUAAAUUCCAAAAAUUCUAAUCCGUUCCAUCAGUCGCAAUUCGAAACCCGCCACCGGAAGUCAUGAAAACUGCCGCAGCUCGAAAACCGCCACCAGCUCCUCCGCUUACUGAUACAGACAUAAUCCAGCUAGCGCAAAUAUACCACCCCAACUCAUCUACUCCCCUUCCUCCGUUCAUCCUCAGCGAAGCCUCCCACGAGACGCUCAUCUCCUACCUCCAUGCACGCGCCGCCUCUCCCAACUCAUCAGUAUCCGUCUCCGAGUACGUCUCCGCCCUUCUCUCUCUGACCCAACUCCAUCCUUCUCUGUUAUCUCUAACAUCCGCCCUUAUCCUUUCUUAUACUUCUCUUUUCUGCUCCCAUGAAAUUCCCCACGACCGACAUUCCCUUUAUACUCUCCAGCUCUUCUCCUCCCACCUUGACUGCAUUUCAUUUCCAGAUUUGGCCUCCAUCAUCGACACAAUUCUGUGCUAUGUCCACCAAAUUAUCAAUUCCGAUGAUUCUCACAUUCUAAUUCUUCUGUCCAAUUGCCUUCGGUUGAUAAAAACGUCCAGUGAAGUGGAUAAACCUAUCCAUUAUUUUAAUUCUGCUAUCGAUAAAAUGCUUAGUUUUAACUGGGGCAAUGUUUUUAUGUUGAAAAUGGUGGAAAUUUUGAGCGAUUUCCCCCUUCUCUAUAAAGAUAAGGAAAGGGACUUUUUGAAUAAAGUCUUCAGUGGAAUGAAAAAUGUGGAAAUACAAGACCUGCCUGGGCUUGUUUAUCAGUUGCUUAUAUUAGCAUCAAAAGGUUUCGGGAAGAGGGAAGUGGUUGAAGGUAUCGUGAUGCACUUCGGGGAGAAUUUAGCAGGGAAGUGGGGCUCUAUAGGUCGGCAAGUUGAAGGAACAGUGUUGCUUCAUGUGAACUUUGCAGUCAAACAAGACCCAUCUUUGGGCCAAGAAGUUUUGGCCCUCGUCAGAUCAGAUUGUUGUGCGUUUAACCAUUUUGCUGUUGCGGUUUUGUUGUCAGUUGCUAGGAUUAGAAGGUUCACUGAGCGCACAAUGGGAGUCCUGAAAACAGCUUUGUUUGCCGCUUAUAAAGACUCCAGAUUUGCUCUAGGUUGCAAAUGGCUGUCAGAUGAUUUAAAGGAAGAGUAUUUAAAGACGGCUAGAGUGAUGGAGAAAGCAUUGCUAAGAACUGUUAAUGAGAGCAACGGUGGAGGAGAGCACGUGGUGCCCAGCAUUGUACAACUUGGGUUUUUGUUGCUUGAAGGGGUUGAAAAAGAAAUCUGUAAAGACUUUAACAAGAUAGAUGGCAUUAUGGGUCCUGAGGAACUAUUUAAUGAGGUUCUCAGAAGUUUAUUUGAAAUUCAUGAUAUGUCUAGAAAUGAGAUAAUUGAGCAAUGCAAGCUUCGCAUUCUGUCUUUGAAUCCUGAACAAGGCCUUCUGAUCAUAAGAUUGAUUGGUUGUCUUAUCCGGAGGUAUUUAUAUCCGAUGUUGGAACAUGUUUCACAUCUGAAGGCAUUAUUGGAUUAUUAUGCAUUCAUGAAUGGCAAUGUGUCCUCUCAUUUGGUUACUGCCCUUUUACCUCUCAUCAAACAAAGUCGUGAUCUCCAGGAUUAUAUCAUUCUGGUCUUGCGUAAAGCUAUGUUCAGAAGAGAGGAGUCAGUUCGCUAUGCAGCAACCAAUUCCAUUAUUGAUUUGGUAUUGGGAGAAAAACAAUCUCAAAGAGAUGAGACAAUUUCCUUGCAAGAAUCAAGCAGUCAAGCUAGUUGUAGCCAGCAGCAGCCUGAAAUUCUAUGUGCUGCUGGAUCUGGUCUAUUCUGGGAGCUCAAUGGAUUGCUGCAGAGAUGCCUUUUUCAGCAGGCAAAAGUCAGAAAGAUUCUUUACUAUGGGCUGGUAAAGCUUGUUUUGGUGGAUCCCUUAUCGGCUGGCUCUGUUUUCGACUUUCUCUUGCCUCACUUCUUUCAGUUUUACAAGAAGGAUGCAGAUGUUCAGUUGGAUGUCUACAAAUGUGUUAAAUCAGAAACUGGGAAAAUUUAUAUCGAGGAGCCACUGGAUUGCCUUCUUUCCUGCAUCUCUUGGAUUCUUCUUCUCCAGCCACAUUGUAAAACGAACCAUUCUUCAAAUUCAUGGGCUUCUUUAGGCUUCUCGCUGACACAGGAGAACGAGCAGGCAGAAAGAGCAUGGUCUGCGGAGUCAAUGUCAAAUGCAUUGUCAAACAUACGGAAGAUUCUGAGAAAGGGAGACUUUGAAGGCUUACUAGGUAGAACUAAAGAUGCCGGUUCUACACCUGUAGAAGAAGAAAAACACAAAUGCGCGUCAUUGAUUUUGUCAGGGAUCAUUGAAGUGAUGCUCAAUAUCAUUAUCAAUGAGUUUGGCAAAGCAACUGAUGCAGAAAAAAUGGAUUUGGAGAAGGAGCUAUUUGAGUUUGUUAUAAUUCACAACUCAUUGAGAAAAAAUUUGCAUACCACUAGGCAGAGUGGUGGGGUGAAAAGGGGAUCACUGCGCCUUUCAGCUAAUGAUGGCUCUGAAAAGCUUGAUCUGAGUUGCACUAUAUUGUCUGAGGAAAGAAUAGCUCUAUUGGCAACCUCUGCGAUCUGUCAGCUACUGUAUACUGCUCAAGAAUCAUGGAAGCCUGUGGCCCCCGAAAACCAUAGCCAGCCUUCCUCCGGAAAGGAUUCAGUUCCACAUGUUAACAUUUUUUCUUUUGCUUUAGAACUUUGCAUGCGCCAACUGAAAUCCUACACUUGUGCGGCCAAAGAUGACCCAAUGAGGAUGUUGAUCUAUGGUGACAUCAAUCAAUUGGGACCCCCAUUGCUGAAGAUGGCUUGGUUUCUCUUCUCAGCGUCAGUUCCUGACAAAGUUAACAAGAAGGGAGCCCGUGGGAAGAAAGGUUUUGAUGGCAAGAAGGAAUACCUCCAAUCCGUACUAGCGUGCUUGGAAGAAUUGAUAAGAAUAAAUCUUUUCCACUCUGGAUAUUUGGAUCUAAUGGAUGAUCUGGUGUCCAUCCCUGUCCCAGGAGAUGUUCUAAGAAGUGAUGCCAACGAUGGUCCAAAUGAUGAAUAUGAAGUUGCUACCGAUGUGGUUAUGAAAAGUGAUGAGCUAUUCAUUCAAAAGAGUAUACGACCAUUGCUUUAUGAGCUACUUGUGCAUUCUUUCUUCCAUGAAGUUAAGGUGCUUUCAGACAUUAUGUGUUUAAUUGCCACUAAAUUGCCUGAGGAGGGGAGGAAUCGUGUUGGCAAUUGGGCAAGGGGUAUCUGCAAAAGAAAAAAGAUAUCAAAUCCCAAGGUUGCUAAAAGUAUUGCCAACCUUGCUUUGACUUUAAGCUCAGCACCUAAUGACUUGAUUAUUGCCCAAGAAAUGGCUGCCGAGCUCUUGACGGUUGUUGGGAAAGAGUCUAGUGAUCUGCCAGAGACAUCUUAUUAUAUCAUUAACAAAUCUACUAGCGCAGAUAUUGCAUCAAUCAUACUGCAAUUCCUUGAUUCAACCAUCACUGACAUUGAAUGGAUCGGCAUCAAGUUGAAGGAACGCUCUUGUUCAUAUAAAAGACACAUAUCUAGUCAACAAUGGGGUGAAAAGGCAUCGGAGUUAGUUAUUGAAGAAACACUAUAUUCAAGAGCAGAAGCUGUUGUAAACGUGGCAUCUUUCUUUGUUUUGAUGAACCUGGAAGAAGCUGAGGCAGAAAAGCUUUUGAUGUUGGCUGCAAGGUUUUACAAGAAUUUAGCUCGGAUAACAAAGCUCCACUCUGCUUCCAAAGGCUGCAAGCAACGCUUACCCAGCCUCAAGUUCCAGAAACUUGUGGAAGAAACUUUCAGGCAGUUAACAGCUCCUCUGUACAAUUUUGUAGCAGAUAUGCAAACGAAGCAGCAAGAGAGUGAAAAAGGCAAAGGAAUUGUGAAGAAGAUAAAAAGGGAAAACAGAUGCAUCCCUGACUUGAUCUACCAGAUAGAAGAUUGCGAGAAAUAUCUUAUUCAGCUUAGCAAGGCAAGCAAAGUGAAUUUGUUGAGGCAUGCAAAGCGUAGCACUUGCAGGGACUUCAAGAUACACUUCUCCAUGGAAGGGGAAGAUGGUAAUGAUGAUAAUGAAGUGGUUGCUGAGACUGAAUCAUCAUCAGGUGAAGAAAAUGAAGCUGCAGAUUUGGGCGCUGUUGAUAGAGGAGAGGAAGGGGAACAUCUGGCCAAUGUGGAGGACUUAGAGUGUGAGGAUGACGAGGUUGAAGAGGAGGCAGAACUAGAUGAGGCUGCUCUACACAGGGCCAAGAGAUCGAAAGCCAGAAUUGUGGAAGACUCAGAGGAAGACUGACAUAGUGACAAGGCUGUGAUGAAUGAAAGGAAGGAGGGAAUGGGAUGCAUUUAUAUGGGUUAAGAAGAUGAAGAAGAGAGGAGCUAAUAGGUUGAGGAAUUUGAGGUUGAAAAUAUGUGACAGUUAGAAAGGAGCCAUAGUUUUCUCUUCACCAGAAACUAAAAAAUGCAUGUGUGUGGUAUGCAUGCGUGCAAUUAAGGAUGGAAUGUUGAUUAAGAUCAAGGAGUAAACCAUAAAUAAAUGAGUAAUUGUUCGUUCAUGUAUGUUAUUCCUUUCGCGCUGCGUUAAGACCGUCCCAUUUUUUCUUCGUCCAACUAAAUUUGUUUCAUAAAAUUUGGUACCGUUUGUGUAUUACAUUCUAAGUUAUUCUUACUUUAACAAUUUAAUAUCAAUCACACUCAUUCUUCUUAAUAA
Molecule: messenger RNA, 4784 nt
Organism: Cuscuta europaea
Lineage: Eukaryota; Viridiplantae; Streptophyta; Magnoliopsida; Solanales; Convolvulaceae
Source: the annotation of a GenBank genome assembly